Messenger RNA from Teleopsis dalmanni, 1604 nucleotides. RefSeq names its product HMG box-containing protein 4-like. Lineage: Eukaryota; Metazoa; Arthropoda; Insecta; Diptera; Diopsidae. The transcript has 4 exons. The coding region runs from base 50 to 1288 and encodes 412 amino acids. The record is from RefSeq and is a predicted model, not a curated record.
UAUAGUUAAAACAAAUCAAAAAAGGCAAUAAAAAUAAUAAAAAACAAAAAUGGAAACUCCGCCAACUGUGAAUGCAUCUCAAGGAGAUUCAGUAACAGCGGGAAUAUCGCGCAGUGGACGUGUGAGAAAGAAAUCUUCCAAACUACUUGAUUUUCAAUCACCAGAUGAACUUGAAAAGAAACCAAAACGAGCGCCAAAACCAUUACGUAGUGGUUUACGUGGUAGGCCACCUAAGGACGGUCGCAAAAAAAAUAAUGAUACGGACAACGUGGCAGAUGAUAAUGAUGGAAAUGAAUCUGAUUCAAAUGACGAACAAUUAUCGGAUGUGCCUUUAGAAAAUGCACUUGUUGCUCCAGAUUCGGAAGAUGAAUUGGAUGAACUUGUGGCUGAUUUAGUAGAAGGUGUUGAAGCAGAAUCUUUGGAACACGCAAAUAAUCACGAUUCAAAAGUACGUCAAAGUCUUUAUAUGACCGAAAAGUCAAACAAAAGAAAAUUCCUGCAAGAUGGAAAAGUUAUAACAAGGAAAUUGGAGCGCAAGGAUAAAGGAAAGUCGCGUUAUACAGCCUAUAGUAUGUGGGCACGUGAAUUUAGAAAAACAUCAAAGUUUAGUAAAAAUCAAGAUUUAGAAUUUAAAAUUGCAGAUUUUUCGAAUACUGCUAGACGGCUAGGUGAAUUAUGGGCAAAUGUAUCCAAUAAAGAGAAAAAUACAUGGCGCAGAAGAGCAAAACUAGAAGCUGGCAAGGCAAGGAUUACUAUGGAGCAUGCAAAAUUGGGACUAUCAGCAAAACAUAGUUUAAAUUCGGCAUUUUUUAAUCGAGCGACAACAAGUCGAACUAAGAAGCUGGCAGAAGUUAGUAAAUCCUUAAUAAAAGAUCUUAAUAAUAGUGAAACUAAUAAUAUUGUAAAAAAGAAAAAAAAUUAUACAACAAACAAUGGUAAUAAUUCUGCUCAUAUAACUACUAAUGAAGUACCUUCUCAAACGUAUCCAAGUACAAAUGCACAAAAUAGCAAAAUAAUUCCUCUAUCGAGUAUUGAACCCAUAGACACAGCAGCUCAUUUAAAAUUGUUAGGUGAAAGUUUAACUAUAAUAGGUGAACGGUUAAAAGAACAUGAAGGUCAAAUAGCUGUUUCAGGUAGCUUAUCAGUGCUCUUAGAUAGUUUAUUAUGUUCGUUGGGUCCUUUGUUAUGCUUAACAACAAAGAUACCUGGUCUAGAACAUAAGUCACAACUAAGUGAAAAUUUAUCAUCUACAUUAGAUAAUAUAGCAUAUGUUAUGCCGGGACUGUAAGAAACAGAAAGCUUCAUAAUACUUCUGUAAGUCGUAUUGUGUAACAAUUCGAAACGCUUCCACUUAUUUCUGACUUAUUUGCUCAUAAAAAUCUGCAAAUUUUCUCUUUUGUUCACAAACAAAAUUGUAAUUUAUAAUUGUAAAUUUUUUCCUAUUUAGGUAAUAUUCAUCUCCUGCUUAAACUACUCUAUUCAAUUAUUUUUAAAAUAACUUACUUUCAUGAACUAGUGAUAUUUAAUGAGAAAAAUGUAAGAUUUAGUAGUCAUUCUUGUAUUUAGGACAUAUUUAACUUGUUUUUAUUGUAGGUUGUAUAAAA